AAUCUCAAUUCAAAUGAAUUGUUUUCCACAAACAGUUAAUUAUUUUGUAGGCCUGUGCUGCCUAUUAUUGUGUUAUACGGCACUGGUAGCUAAUGGCCAACAAUCGCAACGUUUAGUAUGCUAUUGGCUACACGGUAAUGGCCCGGUAGGUAAUCUGGACCCCCAGUCAUGUACGCACAUACAUUACUCGUUUUUGACAUUGGACCCGGACCAACUGGUCAUGCGGUUUGGUAGUCCCGGUGAAAUACAGGGCGAUCUCAAACAGCUACUGGGGUUGAAAGCCCAGUACCCGCAACUGAAAAUAGUGGCCGCACUGGGCGGCGGUGGUGACGGCGGUGACGGAAAGUAUGGCCGUAUGGUUACCAAUCAGCAGUCCAGAGCCCGGUUUGUUAGGGAAGCGGUUAAGUUGCUUCUGGAGCACGGGUUGGAUGGUCUGGAUUUUGAUUGGGAAUAUCCGGCCUGUCCUCAGACAGUAUGCGAUGAUAAACAUGCGGCCGAAAAGCCAGCCUUUGCUCAGACACUUAAGGAACUGCGGGCCGCGUUUGACUCGAGUGGUCGCCAACUGAGUCUAUCGGUAGCGGUAAAUGCCGGCCGAUGGCUGACCGAUAAAGCCUACGACUAUCCGACAAUGGCCAGUGCCUGCGACUAUAUUAACGUUAUGACCUACGAUAACGCUGGCAGUUGGUCGACAGCGACUGGCCAUCACUCGGGUUUUGAUUGGAGUAAACAGGGUCUACAAAUGUGGUCCUCGCAGGGCAUACCAAAACAAAAACUACUACUGGGUGUCCCAUUCUAUGGUAUAGCAUUUCAAUUGAAAAACUCGGGCCAACAUGGCCUGAAUGCACCCAUUCAGGGACCGGCCGGUGCCCUAACCUAUCGCCAGGUUUGUCAAGAUAUCAGACAACAACAUUGGAUACCUGAGCGCUCCGCGGAUGGUCCUAUUGCCUAUCAUGGACUGGAUUGGGUCGGCUAUGAUGACCCGACCAGUGCUUAUAAUAAAGCCAAAUGGGUUCGCGAUAACGGUUUCGGCGGUAUAUUGGUCUGGGAGGUCAGUCAGGAUGAUAUCCGGGGUGAAUGUUGUACUAAACAACCGAAACCGAUGAUCCGGGCACUGGCCUACGGUUUGUUUGGUAAAGGUUCAGAUCCAUCAACUUAUGGCUGUCCAUAAAAUUGAAAUUAUUGUUGAAA
Molecule: messenger RNA, 1188 nt
Organism: Oppia nitens
Lineage: Eukaryota; Metazoa; Arthropoda; Arachnida; Sarcoptiformes; Oppiidae
Product: probable chitinase 10
Exons: 4
Coding region: 14-1168 (384 amino acids)
Biological process (GO): chitin catabolic process; carbohydrate metabolic process
Cellular component (GO): extracellular region
Molecular function (GO): chitinase activity; chitin binding
Source: RefSeq, a predicted model, not a curated record